UGUUUAUUGCACACCUCCUGUCAGUCUGUGUUCAGAUGAGGAAUAAAGAUGUUAGAAAAAUAUGUGAGAAUCAGUAAGACAUCAUGAGGAUCAGCUGGUUUUAGAAAGAUUUUCCCCCAGUUUUAACUGCAUGUUGUUUUUGUGUUUUCUAGGAGUGUGAUUAAUUCCAGCAGAAGAGAUCAGCGUCUUCAGGAGCAUUGAAAAAUGGAGAUCCCUGAUCAGGGGACAGAUCAUGUGACCUCACCCUCAAAAGACUGGUCUGGAGAUUUACCAGGUACAUCAUCAGAGCAUUUUGAGAGGACAACUGAGAAACUUGUACAGAUUAGAUCAACAUCUACACAAAGCCCUAACCCUGUACAGGGGCACUCAGGGGAAACAGACGUGUUUACUCCUGAAUUAGGUAAAGACCACCAUGAGGACUGGAACAGUGGAUACAGGUUUCAUUGUUCUCGUGCUGGGCAGUUUCAGUGUAAAUACACCAACCUUGUGUUUGAGAUGAAGGAGAAAGCUGAAUUGUUGUACAGUAUAGUGUCCUGGGGCAGUGUUCAGUUAGACGGCAUGGGACAGAUGCAGCCUGCAGGACCCCUGUACAACAUCCACUGCUCCGAGGGGUCAAUUAAACUGCACCUCCCUCACUGUGAGAUAAAUUCUGAUAAAAAUCAGACUGAACUGUCUGUAGCACAUUUCUCUGAUGGGAAUGUGGAGAUCAUUCAGCCUCUGAAAGUAACAGAGACACAUGUGAUCAUAGACAUAAAAAAUCUCUCACUCUACGGACUCCUAAUAAAAAUAUUUUUUGAGGACAAACCGAUCAAGGCGCAGGUCCUUCUCUUCUACAAAGAAAUCCCUGGAAGGACAAAGAAGAGAAAGCUGCACAUGCACUUAUUACCCCAUAAUGUUCCAGUUAUAGAGGUGCAGAAUCAAUUUCAGCACAACAUGUACAUUGAGAGCAGUUCCACUUGUCAGCUGGUCCCUAGAAAACCAUACAGGCCACGCUGUGAGCAUUAUAAAUGUCAGCCGCAGACUGAGAUAUUUGAGCUUGACUCUGCCCCCAACUAUCACCCCACAUUUGAGGUGAUACUUUCUGAUGAAGCUGAAGAACUCACACUGGGACUUUUGGAUGAACAUGACCAGGAGGUGUGGGCGUCUCGCCAGGUCUUUCUUACAGGUUACACGAGCCAAGAAGCCAAUUCACCCCAAAUGGUGAAAACAGCUGCUGACUUUGUGGAUAAAUAAAAACCCAAUUUAAUACAGAAAGUUUCUUCAGUAAUGGAGAUUGCAGAUGGUCUCCUAUCCAAGAAAAUGAUUAAUGGUGAAAUAUACAGUACAAUCAGUGCAGCAGCUACAUCACAUGAGAAAAUGAGAAUCUUGUACACCAACUGCCUCACCAUCAGAGCUGUGAAAGAAGAAUUUUAUACAAUUCUAAAGAAGAAAAUUCCUCACUUAGUAGAUGAGCUGGAGAAUGGGUCAAGCAAUGCUUAGAGGAACCUCAAAGAGAAAGUGGUAGCUCAGAUGUUAAGGUUCUAGCUCACCCAGUAUCACCAAGUUGCCACUUUUGGGGCAUUAAACAUCUGUGCUCCAGUGGCGCUGUCUCAUGGCUUUUCAACAUCACUGGGAUAUGCGAAGAAAGAAUUUACAUGUGCUGUAAUGUACAGGUGACUAAUAAAAAAUCUCUUCUAAAGAAAAGAUUUUAAACAAAUGACCUCAGAAAUUUAUAGUGUAUUUAUAGUAUAGUGUUAAUUCAUGGCUGUUUUUUAGUCUGACUCAUACAAGACCUCAUAUUUUUUAAACAAAUUUAGAACACUGUGAAUUGAACAUACAUGUACUAAAGAUGAAUAAAUGAAUGCUUUAAAUGCAUUACUCAGUGCUCCAAACAUAUAAAGUUCAUUCAUUGCUUCAUCCUUUAUAAGUGAUUUAUCUUUAUAAUGGUCACAGUGAAUCCAGAAACUGUUCAUGGUCAAAUCUGUGAAUGUGAACUUUACUGGUCCUGUGAGGUUCAUAACAUUAAUAUCUGCAUCUGUUUUUCCUCCUGAAUGUACAAAGCACAUCCAGUGAGUGGAGGAUUUACAGACUGAAACAUCUGACAGGAAGUUUAUACUGUAGUAACUCAUAUAUUCACUCUUUACAACUAUGCUGAGCAGAAGGUGGAUUACAAAAAAAUCUGGUCUGAUCUUCAUCACUUCAGAUAUGAUUACUGUGUCCGUGAUAGACUUAGACUCCUGUUCUUGGCUGACAGUUGAAGAACCUGAUGUGUUUUUUUUUGCUGUAGUUACAUGCAAAACGAGCUAGCUAUUCUAAGGUAAAAUGUUAUGAGUUAUUCUAGACUUCCUGUCAGCUCCUGUUUCUCCCCACAGAACUGUCGCUCACUCAGUGUUUUUUGUUUUAAUGCACCACUCUAUGUAUCUCUACAGUCUCCAGCAAGAGAUCAGCAGUUUCUGAAAAACUCAAGUCCAUAGAAGUUGUUGAUGUGUGUGUGUGUUUCGUAGAGUAUGUUCUUUUCACUACCCGGGUAGGUUUACCUAUGUUCUUAUCUGUAUCACAAAUGAAGGCACAGGAUGAUGCUGGUCCAAAGAUGCCACGGCUGGCCACACCGGGCUCUUGAUCCGUUCACUUCUGCGGGUUGGCUCGCCACUGACCGCUAGGGUCAGAUUCAGAUGGUCUAUCCCUAUUUAAAAAAACAAUCUAUACAUACAGUAC
This is a messenger RNA of Silurus meridionalis, 2694 nucleotides long. RefSeq lists its product as uncharacterized. The record is from RefSeq and is a predicted model, not a curated record. Lineage: Eukaryota; Metazoa; Chordata; Actinopteri; Siluriformes; Siluridae.